Drosophila biarmipes is the source of this 633-nucleotide messenger RNA. RefSeq names its product cuticle protein LPCP-23-like. NCBI's taxonomy places the organism in Eukaryota, Metazoa, Arthropoda, Insecta, Diptera, Drosophilidae. The record is from RefSeq and is a predicted model, not a curated record. The transcript has a single exon. The coding region runs from base 62 to 511 and encodes 149 amino acids.
GAAACUCAAACCGAUCACUAGCAAUCCAUUCAGUCAAUACAGACCUAACCCAUUUUCCAAAAUGUUCAAGUUGGUGGUAUUGUCUGCUCUGCUCGCCGUAGCCGCUGCCCGUCCCGGUCACCUGUUGGAGUCCUCCCCGCUGGUCUAUGCCGCCCCAGCAGCGACGACCAUCGUCCAGGAGCCCGUCCUGGCCAAGGUGGGAGCCGUGGUCAAGAGCGUGCCCACCGCGGUGAGCCACCAGAGCCAGUCGGUGGUGCACAGCCACGCGCAUGUGGUGGAGGACGUCGUGGCCCCCGUGGUGAAGUCCACUCCGGUGGUCAGCUAUGCCGCUGCGGCUCCGGUGGUGCACACCUCCUACGCCGCUGCCGCUCCCGUUGUCCACGCCACCUACGCUGCUCCUGCUCCAGUGGUCCACACCUCCUACGCCGCUGCUGCUCCCGUCCUGGCCACUUCCUACGCCCAAGUGGCCGCCUCCUCGCCGCUGACCUACACCGCCACUGGUGUGUGGUAAAGCUGCAACCAGCCGACUCCGAUACCCACCCUCCCAUUUCAACCGCCGUCAGGUGACCAGGAUGAGUUUGCCGGACGGUUUUGUGAUACGAAUUUUAAAUAAACAAAAGUUUUGCCUUGAAA